AUGGUGCAAGUAGCCCAUGCUUACCUCCCCAUGCAGAAUCCUCUGGUUCAGGCAGUGUGGUCUCAUCAAAUCACGCCUAGUGAUGUGACUAUAGGGAUUAUUUUGGUAUUACAGACUGUUACUGGAGUUUUGGGCAAUUCGUCUCUCCUCUUCAACUAUAUCUUGCUUUGCUUCAAAUCAUACAAAUUAAAGCACAUGGACUGGAUUUUGAUGCACUUGACUGUAUCCAACUUCUUAACUCUCCUAUGUAAAGGUAUUCCACAAGCAAUAGCAGCUUUUGGUUUCCAAUGUUUCUUCAAUGAUUUUGAGUGCAAGCUACUUUCCUACCUUCAUAGGGUGGGAAGAGGUGUGUCAUUUGGCAGUGCAUGCUUAUUGAGUGUCUUCCAGGUCAUCACCAUCAGCCCAGAGGAUGCCAUUUGGACAAUCUUUAAAAAGAAAGCCCACAAGUACAUCAACUAUUCACUAUACUUGACCUGGAUUCUAUCUCUCCUUUUUAGCAUUGUUUCCCUUAAGUAUAUGUCUGCAACGUUGUGCAAUGUUAACGACACAAGUCUUAAGAACUUAGGUUACUGUUCUUCUCUUUCAUUUGACAAAACCGCCCAAGUACUGCAUGCAGUAUAUGUGAUUAUCCCUAGUGCCAUCUGCAUACUUUUCAUGUUAUGCUCCAGUGGUUCCAUGGUUCUCAUUCUGCACAGGCACAAGCAGAGGAUGGAACAUAUGAUUAGGAGCAAUAUUUUACCUAGAUCCAGCCAUGAGUCCAGAGCAACACAAACCAUUCUUCUUCUAGUGAGUACCUUUGUCUGUUUUAAUAUACUCUCCACAAUUUUUACCAUUUGUUUAAACUUUUUGGUUAAUCUUACUUGGCAUCUAGUUAGUAUCCAUGCAAUAUUCUCAAUGUGUUUCGCUUCUGUAAGCCCCUACUUGCUCAUGAGACAUGGUUCCACCACAUCCAUCCAUUGCUUUGCUUGGGUAAACUAUCAAAAAUCCUAAA
Messenger RNA from Grammomys surdaster, 991 nucleotides. RefSeq names its product vomeronasal type-1 receptor 4-like. Gene Ontology annotation, cellular component: membrane. Gene Ontology annotation, biological process: G protein-coupled receptor signaling pathway. The record is from RefSeq and is a predicted model, not a curated record. Lineage: Eukaryota; Metazoa; Chordata; Mammalia; Rodentia; Muridae. Gene Ontology annotation, molecular function: pheromone receptor activity. The transcript has a single exon. The coding region runs from base 1 to 990 and encodes 329 amino acids.